AUGGAAACUUCAUCAGGGCAACAACACAAAUUAUUUGAAGAUUUUUUUAAUGCCAUUUCGCUCCCUAAACUUGUAAACCACUGGCACGUUCUCUUACUUUCAACAUUAGCAUGUAGCAUUACAUUGGCUAUUUCAAGGAUUUUAUCCUCUUUUUUUUUCCCAAAAAUCUAUAAUAGCUUACAAGGUGUUAAACGAGUUAAUUGGGAUAUUCAUUUUGUAAGCAUGGUUCAUUGUUGCUUGGUUGUAUAUCUUUCAGUCCCUUUGUUGUUUGAUAAAGAACUAGAAAAAGAUAAAGUAUUUGGCUAUAAUAUUUAUGCUGGAAAUGUUUAUGCUUUUUCUUGUGGCUAUUUUCUUUGGGAUGCUCUUAUAUCUCUUUAUUAUGUAAAAGAUUUUGGAAUUGGGUUUGUUUUACAUGAAUCAGUUCUACCCGUAGCUUCUAAAAUCCCAACAUCAAUAUGUUUAAUUUACGGAGUAUCUAAUAUUAUAUUGAAUCUUUUGAAUAUAUUUUGGUUCAAGAAGAUGAUUGAUGCAUUACUCAAGAGAUUUAGUUCUAACAAUAAAAUAGAAGCCAAGAAACAUUUUAAAUCUAAAGAAGUAAUAUACCACAAUGUUGUGACUUACUCUGCAACAAAUACUGAGAUUAAAUCAAAAAAAGCUUGA
Molecule: messenger RNA, 660 nt
Organism: Entrophospora sp. SA101
Lineage: Eukaryota; Fungi; Glomeromycota; Glomeromycetes; Entrophosporales; Entrophosporaceae
Source: the annotation of a GenBank genome assembly